AAAUAUAUUAUUUUGUUAAUCGUAUUGAUUAUUUUCAAUAAUUUAAAGCAAUACAAGUACACUCGUAAGACUCUUAGGAGAGGUAUACACCUCCUUAGAAACACAGUCUUUUUGACAGAAAAAGGGGGGAUCCGAGGAUCGCUUAGAACCCGAUUUUCCCAGGUCAUGGGGGGAUCAUGAUGAUCGCUUAAGUCCCCAUUUCCUUAGACAUGCAUUUCUUUAUAACAGAGUCUCAAUAAGUGUUGUAUUGUAUUGAUUUAAAUUAUUGAAAAUAAUCAAUACGAUUAACAAUUAAGUAAAUUAUUGUACAACAAAUAAAUUACUUUAACAGAAUACAAAUUACAAGUGAUGAUAAAUAAUAUGUACCUUGUGGUCUUUCCAAACGUCUCUUGAACGAUGAUUUGCUUGAUCGUAUAAAACUGUCGGAUCAAUCGGUCCUUGAUCAACAUAAUAUCGUUGAUUGAAAAUAUCAACAUUCGGCCCAACCUACGAUAGCAUAACAAUAACAUAAAUCAUUAGUAUAUAAAUUAAAUAAAUCAUUAUAACAACAACAACAAUUGGGAAAAAUGAGUACGUACCGUUUGAUAAUCAUCAUAAAAAAGACCCUCUUCUUGAGCGAAAUCGGCCAUUCUCUCGGAAUCCGGACAGAGUUUCGACGGGUUUUUAGUGAAAACCAAAGAAAAAGUAUUUUGGAGGCAGAUCGGACUUAGCCGCAACCAACAAAAAAACUAAUUCUAAGGUUGGGUGUGAAGGGGUUGGGUAGAGAGAAGUUAGAGGGAGAGAGGUGGAUGGUGUGCAGAAAAAAGAAGAAGGGGGGGGGGGGGGGGUUUAUAGUGCUCAACCCGCGUGGGGGAGGGUUGGUGGAGUAAAUUCUCGCCACCACAAACCGCGCCCCCAGCACGCGGUUAUAGUUUCCCGAUGGUCAAACCGCGCAUAAGACACGCGGUUUCAUUUUCCCAACGGUCAAACCGCGCCUCGGGCAGGCGGUUUUUGUGGACGACACGGACUGCUGACUUGGCACACGUUUUAUCCGUCUAAACGCUUCUCCGAUUGGCGGUUUGAUGCACCGCCACGUGGCAACACGGUUUGACAGCCUUGCAAGUUCAAACCGCGCCUUGGGGGCGCGUUUUUCUCUUUAACCGCCGCCUGGAUUAGCGGUUUUAUAUGAAACCGCUCAUUAAAUGAGCGGUUUUAAAUAAAGGGUGGUGUUUUUGGAAAUUCUUUGGAGUGGGUGGUAUUUUUAUAAAUUUUUUUUUAACAGUGGUAGUUUUGGAUUUUUUCCCCAGAAAUUGGCUAUUAUGAUUACAAAGUCGAUAAUUAUGAAAAGGCAGAGUCAUGCUAUUUGACCGCCUAGUCAGCACAACCCGACCUAGAAAAAAAAAACUAAAAAAGCUAUGAAAAAUGAACGCCCCGGUGCUUCUUCCCCUCUCACGAUUUUUCCAAGCAGUCACCCUCCACAUGCCGCCUGCGCCUCUACCUACCUUACCUCUAAUCUCCGUUCAACUGCAUCUCCAUUCAAUUUCAUCAAUCCCAUCUUACCUUACCUCUAAUCUUACCUUCAAGGCACUGGCCUCAUCGUUCCCCAUCGUGAUAAUCAGGGUUUCCUCCCAUUGUCUAGAGAUCAUCCAAUAAAAAUAAUUGGCUAAAUUACAAGUUCGGUCACUCAAAUUAUGCAAAUCUUUCACGUUUACCACUAGAAUUACUUUUCUUUCUUAUUCACCACUAUCUUUAAAAUAUACGUCAGCGGACUUGUAUUUAGGUAGCAAUGUAUUAAUGGUUCAGUGGGACCCAAAAAUACAUAACUACUAAAAUAUACCCAACUCGUAUAAAACUUAUCGACUUAAGUAGUAUCAAUUUUGGUCGUUGUGGGGUGUGAUUUCACUUCCCCACACGUAACCGACUCCCGACCCCAUAUCUUUAAAUCGCAGACCAAGCCUCGGUUCUAACCCUAAGGUUAGAGCCAACCGAAGAGUGUUCGAUCCACUCCAACUAACAUCGACGGCGACUCCAAAAAGCGAACGCGACCCCGAGGGACGGUUGCGACAGUAAUAUUGACUUGGAAGAGACACAUGAAAGUCAACAUUCCAAAAUUUCAGUUUAACUAAUGGCCCGUUUACUUGCCAUUUUGUUUUCUGUAGCUGUCACAACAAAAAACAAAUUGAAAUGAAAACGAAGCUGUCGUUUCCUGGGAAACAAAACCUGAAGAAAACUUGUUUAGCUGAGAAUUUUUUAGAGUUCUGAAACUGAAUUCUGAAAAUGAAAACGUGUUUAGUUACUUCAUGUUGUUUUCUGGUACUUGAUUCUCACAAUUUUGUUCAUUGAGUAUCAUACAAUUCUAAUCAUUAUUAUAAUUUUUAAUUCGAAUUACAUAACUUUUAUAUCGACAGAGAUGCUAAAUGCAUCUUGGAUCAAAUUGAGGAAGAAACAAUAAGUUUCAACAUACAUAUAUAAGUAUCAAAUCUUAACCAAACACUAGCAUUUACAGAGGAGAUUAACAAUUUAACAUAAUAAAAUCACAUUAAAGAGCUUUCUUCAUUCUCCUCUGCAAAUCCUCAAUCCCUGUCGUCAGUCUUUGUAAGCCUCUCAUCAAGAACCAGAACAAGCUCUAGAUCAAACUCCUUCCUCAACUAAUAAAGUGAUGCAUUGAGAAUGACAGCCUCUCAGAUAGCUUGAACCUUCCAUCACCAAUAGCAGACACUAGCUUCGUAGGAUUUAUCUCUGAAAUCCCAUCAGUAGAAAUUUGGAUGGAUCAUAAGAUGGCCCCUCGACAUCAUUCUUCUAAUUGAUAUUUCCACUGCAAUAAUUACCCUAUCAAACCACUAGAUUCAUCUUGUAUUAAACUCCCUAUAAUUUUACUUUACAGGCUGAAAAGUGCAUAAAAUCUCUAGAAUUCCAUUACAAUUCAUUCUCAAGGACCCAAGGAAGCUCAAAUCUGUCCUUCCAAAACUCAAACACCCAGAUAAAAAGGAGAUUUCAAAGAAGACGAGGAUACUUGCAAAUUCAGGAGACAACCUUGGACAAGUCCACUUUGAUCUCCUCAAAGUCAAUCCGAUUCACCCUGUAAAAUUUUCCACUCCAAAAGCAUUUGAGUUCAAUUGAAGGUUGUAUAUGUUUGAGAGAGAGGAUGGAGAAUCGCGUCGCUGCUUCUUGAUUUCGCCGGCUGGAGGUAGGAUUCACCGGCGCGGCUUCUCGUUGCAGAUGCGGUCUCGGAAGCGGGGCUGGUUGUUGCCGGAGGGAGAGAAAAUGAGAGCGGGCUGCAGGGGAAGUGGGAAGAGAGCAGAAAAGAUGGUCGUAGGGUCUUUAGUUGGCAAAACGACUGCGUCUGGGAAAAGAGGAGAAAAGCUAAAAAAAUUAUCGCUGGAAAGGAUCGAACCGAUAACCUCAUUAAUUAACAGGGCUGAUUUUCCGCUAGGAAACGGGGAAUAACCCGCCCCAUUAUUUCCAGGAAACGAGUAUUAAUUGUUUCCGCUUAGCUUCCUCAUUUAUGCCAAAUUGAUUUUUCCAAUGAAAACAAAACUACAAAUGAACACAUUUCUUAUUUGUUUUUUGAUUUUCGUUUUUACAACAGAAAACAAAAAACAAAAUGGGAAGUGAACGGGCAUAAGAAAAGAAUUACAAAAUU
Messenger RNA from Linum trigynum, 3622 nucleotides. The record is from the annotation of a GenBank genome assembly. Lineage: Eukaryota; Viridiplantae; Streptophyta; Magnoliopsida; Malpighiales; Linaceae.